AUGGCACCAAAUAAAUUGAGCGCUGUCGAUUAUGUUAUUCUUGUAAUACUUCUUCUAUCAUCGGCUGUCAUUGGUGCUAUAUUCGGAUUUUUCAAGUCGAACAAGAAUUCAGCACAAGAAUUUCUCCUAGCUGCUGGUUUGAACAUUUGGGUUUCUGUUAUUUCAAUCGGUGUCAUUUGCACGUUCUAUUCUUCUGUGGGUGGUAUGAAAGCAGUCAUUUGGACCGAUGUUCUACAAUCAAUAGUCAUGUUUGUUGGUCUUUUAGCAGUCAUCAUUCAAGGUUUGAUAUCACUCGGUGGUUUUAAACGAACAUUUUCCAUAGCAUCACGAGGCGGCAGAAUUGAAUUUGAUAGCGCUGAUCCUCGUACUCGUCAUACAAUAUGGUCAUUAAUCAUCGGUGGGUCAAUCAAUGCACUUGCUACCUAUGGAUUUAAUCAAGCACAAGUACAACGUUAUAUGUGUAUUCGUUCAACACGUAGUGCUAAACAAGCACUAUUUAUGAAUGCAGUCGGUUCUGCACUGAUUGUUUUCCUCUCGACUCUAAUUGGAGUUAUCAUUUAUGCAUAUUAUGCCGAUUGUGAUCCGUAUACAACCAAAAAACUUCAAGAAAUUGAUCAAAUUCUUCCGUAUUUUGUCAUGGAAGUAUUGGGCGAUAAGAAAGGUCUACCUGGUGUAUUUCUUGCUUGUAUUUUUUCUGGUUCACUCUCUACAAUUUCAUCUGGAUUGAAUAGUCUAGCAGCAGUACUUGUAGAAGACGUUUACAAAGGACUUUUGGGGGUUCAAAUUACAAAAAGACAGAUGACAAGUGUUAUUUUACCGUUAUCGAUAGCUAAUUGUACUGAUAUAACAAAUAGUACAUUAACAAAUUGGACUACAAGUACAACGAUACCUACAUUCUUAAACACAAAAGGUAGUAUAUCUUCACCUGACCAAAAGACUGCAGAAUUUACAUUAAGAAGUACUGUUGAUCUACUGACAACUGAAAUGUCGAUUUCCUAUUCUAAUGAAACAGCAUAUUCGACACAAAAUAAUAAUCAAGAAGAAUUAAUUUAUAAAACGACUUCGUCAAAGCAUAGACAAUUAAGUGUACCUUACAAUUUUAUUCUCAUAUGGUUGAAUUCUAGCGUGAAUGAAUAUGACAAUCAAUAUAAUGAUUUAAUGACUCAAUUUCAACGUAUAACUAAGUCCAUUCGACUAUUUACUGAUGUUGAUCAAUGUAUUGAAUUUAUGAGAAAUAUUGAAGAUGACAAAGUUUUGAUUAUUUUAUCAAACAAUAUCGAUAUGACUUAUGUACCUCUUAUAAAUGAUUUACAUCAAGUCGAUUCCAUAUACAUUUUUUCGAAUGAAGAAAUCAAACCUGAACAAAGUUUAUUAGAAUACAAAAAAAAGGCUCUUAAAAUUCAACAAUUGGUUUGUCCAGUCAAUGAUCUAUCAAUAGCGACCACAUGCAUUAAUAUCGGUCGAGCACAUGCUAUUAGAGAAUACUACUCAUUUGCACGCGAUAGUUACCAAGAAGCACUUAAAAUUCAAGAGAAUGUUCUGGAUCCAAAUGAUCUUAGAUUGGCUGAGACAUAUAACAAUAUUGGAGAAAUGCAUCGAUUAACAGGAAACUGCUCAGCUGCAUUACAAUACUUUGAAAAGACGCUACAAAUUCAGGAAAAAUCACUUGCUUCAAAUCAUCCAUCACUAAUUAAGACAAAACGUGAUAUAGACCAAGUACGUAACUCUAUGAAGAAUAUUGGCAAAAUAAUAUCAUUUUUGGAGACAGUACUGAAACUAAAAUCAAAAUCAUUUCUAUCAAAUGAUACAUCCUUCAAUUUGAGUGAUGACAAUAUGACAACAACAUUGGAAGAAUCUAAUCAAUACGAAGAUAUGGCUCUUGAGCCAUCACAAACCAUUAAUUCCAUUGCUCAUAGUAUUAAUCCUAAUCAUUCGCCAGCGGAAAUAUUUCAAGAAUAUGACAAUGAAUGCACGACUACAUUCAGCAGUGAAAAACAGCGUGAGAAAAAGAUCGACAAGCAAUGGAUCUAUCCUGUUCUUCUUAUUCUUCCUUCGUUAGAAAAAUCUCCUUUAUAUUCUGUUCUAAAGGUCAUAACCAAUGGUUGUCUCAUGUCUCCAAUUCUCAUAGAUGAAUGUAAUGAUAAACUAAAGUCAUACCAACAAAUAAAGGAACUUAUACUCGAAGUUUCAUCUAUUUCUGUCAGUGAGCGAGAUCGAAUGCUUACAGAAAUCUCAUCUUUUGAUAAUAUUCAAUCAAUCUAUUUAUUGGGAAAACCACCUGAAACAAAACAACAACGGAAUGAGUUUUUUAAUCGAUUUGACAAAGUAUGCAUAUUCUGUGACGAUGAAGAGCAAAUUGCUGUUCAAUGGGUAUUGGAUACCGCUAACCAUUGCCGCAUAUCUGCCAAUCAAUAUAUUAAGGCAGGUGACAAAGCUGUUGCUAGUGAACAUUUUCAACGAGGUAUAGAACUUUACGAUCGUCUUAAAGACUUCAUCAAAUCAACACAACGUCAAGUAUCAUAA
Molecule: messenger RNA, 2523 nt
Organism: Rotaria sp. Silwood1
Lineage: Eukaryota; Metazoa; Rotifera; Eurotatoria; Philodinida; Philodinidae
Source: the annotation of a GenBank genome assembly